Molecule: messenger RNA, 1620 nt
Organism: Eurytemora carolleeae
Lineage: Eukaryota; Metazoa; Arthropoda; Copepoda; Calanoida; Temoridae
Exons: 9
Coding region: 78-1184 (368 amino acids)
Biological process (GO): protein desumoylation
Cellular component (GO): nucleus; cytoplasm
Molecular function (GO): SUMO-specific endopeptidase activity
Source: RefSeq, a predicted model, not a curated record
UUCAGGGCCGUGAUGAUCUACGCUUAACGUUCGAUGACGACUCUGACCGGGACGAGGCUGAGGCUAGCGAGGACGAUAUGGAGGAUGAACCCGAGGACGAGGAGAAGAAGAAAGAGGACGAGGGGGCGGAGGAUUCGGUUGAGGCGGAACCAACCAAAGUUCAAGUUCGCCAGCCUUGUAUUCUAAUAUUUGACAGUUUAGCUGGUGGAAGUAAAGCUAGAACCUGUCAAACCUUGAGGGAUUAUUUAACGUGUGAAUGGAAGGAAAGAAUGUCUGGCCAGGAACCAAGGAUAUUUAAUAAAACAAAUAUGCCCGGCUGUUCACCCAAGGUUCAGCAGCAACCAAACUUCAGUGACUGUGGUAUCUACUUACUGCAGUAUGUUGAAAGUUUCUUUAAGAGUCCCAUACUAGACUACACACUUCCUAUUACUUCCCUUAAAUCUUGGUUCCCGGAAGAAGAGGUCCGAGGGAAAAGAGCGUAUAUUGCAGAACUUAUUCGAAACCUGGCUAGCUCUCAGAACCCCGGCAAACAAUUCAGGUAUCCUGAGAUAAUGUUCCAAGGAGACCAGGAGGAGGAUAUGGACGAUGAACAAGGGGAGACCAGCAACCAGGGUUCCGUUAAGUUGACCGCUACUUCUGGAGCAACUAUGGUCCGUCUAACCGGCGGCACUUACACUUCUAUGAUGACCCAGGAUAAAUUUAGGCUCAUGGGGAAGAAAGGCAAUCAGAUGCGACCAACUCUGCCAGCUGGAGUUACAGUUACCCCCACCGGCGUUACCGUAACACCCGCCGGACCUUCUGGGGUUAAACUGGGACCGUCGGCGGUCAAGAUUAUCUCAAAUGUUACCAUUCCUAGCAUUCAGUUGGUGAACAGAAAGGUUUCCAUGGUUAGCUCUAGUUCUAGUUCUCCUCUAGAUCCUUCAUCAGCUCAGCAACAAGCAGAUUGUCAGGGGGUUCAGACUAGUCCAGAUUCUACUAGUCAUGGUACAGAACAGGGUGAAGGACUGGACAUGGAAGUAGAAAACGGAGAAGUAUGUGUUGAGGAGCAUCCUGAUUCUUCUCUCAUCCAACCAAACCUAGCGGAGGAUCAAGAUAACAAACGGAGGCUGGAGGACGCCUCCAACCUUCAGAAUAACAAGAGGAUGAAACCAGAGGAAAUCCGGCCUCAGGAAUCCAAUCCUUGAAGCCAUCCUCCAAUUAAUCUACGAGCUGUGAUUAUCUCGAGGUCACCUGGAGGUCAGUGAAGUGACCUCUCCUGUCCUCCUGAGACUGAUUUUGGUUAAAAAUGUAAAUUCAUUCUGGUUUAUUUGGACUCUUUGGCUAGAAUUUAUAUUAUUUUUCUUGUUUUAGUUCUAAUGUGAUCAUUGUAUUGUACAUACGGCGUAUCUUGUACAUCAGGAUAUAUUACGAUUAGGAACCUUCAAGUGUACUGCAGCAUUGUAAUGCACUUUAAUCUACAUUUCAUGAGGGAGAAAUGAAAACAAUUCAGUACACUUCAAGAAAUGUUUCUGGUGUAAAUCUUGGUUUUAACUUGUUUAUACUUAAUGGAUGAUAUUUUGUUAUAGUAGUAUUAUUAUUAUUAUUUACUUCAUACUGAAUAUAAACCAAUUCUUCAAUUCA